UUUCCGGAAUAAAAUGUCGAAUCUAAAUAGUUCUGUCAGGUCAAAAUGCAGAAAGCUCUUUGUGGCCGCUAUCGACUUUGGGACAACUUAUUCGGGAUACGCCUUCUCCUCCACCUCGGAUUGGUCCAAAGUUUUGACCAGUAAUUGGACUGGGGGGAAGGUUGUCACCUUAAAGACCCCCACAGCUUUAUUGUUAGAUGCGGACCAAACGUUUAAGGCCUUUGGAUACGAGGCCGAGGACCAGUACAUAGACUUGGCACGAGAUGAAGAACAUGAGGAUUAUUAUUUCUUUCAUCGAUUUAAAAUGAUACUACAUUCCGAAAAAGCAAUAAGUAGAAAAACAAAACUGAAAGAUGCCUCAGGUAAAGAAAUGGAAGCCAUUAAAGUGUUUAAAAUAUCUAUAAAGUUUUUGGUGGGUGACCUGAUGAAGACUCUAAGGAAUAGUUACCCAGAUAUAAAGGAAUCAGAUGUUGAAUAUGUUAUAACUGUGCCUGCCAUUUGGGAUGACAGAUCAAAGCAGUUCAUGAGAGAAGCUGCACGAGAGGCUGGGAUUGAGCGAUCUUCCUUGACUAUAGCUUUAGAGCCAGAGGCUGCAUCCAUUCAUUGUCAGUAUCUACCAGCUAAAGACCUUAAUCUUUCCAGAUCUAAAUAUCUUGGAGAACUUGCUGUUGGGAGCAAGUAUUUAGUUGCUGAUUUGGGAGGGGGUACAGCAGACAUAACAGUGCAUCACAAAAUUGAUGACGGAUCUUUGGAGGAAAUGAGGGAGGCCAGUGGUGGACCAUGGGGCGGUAAAUCUGUGGAUGACGAAUUUGAAAAGUAUAUUGAGGAAAUCAUUGGAGAGGAAUCCAUGAAAGAGUUAAAGAAGUCAUCUUUUGAUGAUUAUUUAGAACUAAUGAGGAACUUUGAGUUAAAGAAGAGAUCAGCUAAGCCAGGGAAAGAAGGAAACACACAUCUAUCCGUUCCACUGGGUCUUGUACAAAUUGUCAAAAGAGAUAAAUCUCGGAAAUCUCUAGAAAAAGCUAUUGAAAUGUCCCCACAUGCAGGAAAAGUCACUUUUGAAAACUGGAAGUUGAAGUGGAAAAAUGAAGAUUUUCUUCGUUUCUUUGAAAGCACCAUUAAAAAAAUUAAGGAACAUUUACGAGGAAUUUUGUACGAUAGUGAUAUGGUAGCCGUGGAAACAAUUCUAAUGGUAGGCGGUUUUGCCGAAUGUGAAGUGGUCCAAAAAGCUGUUCGAGAGGGUUUCAAAAUGAAACGUGUAGUUGUCCCUGACGACGCAGGCAUUUCUGUUUUAAAAGGUGCUGUAUAUUUUGGACACAUUCCUGAUGCGAUAUCUAGACGAACAGCUCGAUACACAUAUGGUAUCCAAAGCUGGCCCGAGUUCAACCCAACAAAACACCCAGAGAGCAAGAAGGUGGAGGUCAAUGGAAGGGCUAGGUGUAAAGAUGUUUUCUUCAAGUAUAUAACAAAAGGACAACAUUUGACCGCUGGAUAUGAAAAAUCACAAAUAUUUCAAGCAUUAAACCCAAAGGAGAAGAAAUUAGAGUGUGCAAUUUACAUCUCCGAUAGCAAAGAUCCCAAAUAUGUGGAUGAUCCAGGAUGUCAUCGCCUGGGCGUCUUAGUUAUACCCCUGCCAGAUUUGCCAGAUGGUGCAUCAAUUGAAUUGGAAGAAAGUAUGAUAUUUGGAGAGACUGAACUACGACUUCAAGCUAAAGAUAUAUUUUCUGGAAAGAGUUAUGAAGUACAGUUAGAUCUUUUGGCAGAACCUUCGACUGAUGAUGAAUAAAACUGCAGAAUUUUUUAGGGUUGAUGGUGCAAUUGUUAAACUUGAAAAUUUGAAUAUUUCUACUUGCCGAUCUGUUAACAUAAUGAAUGACCUGAUAAGUAAUUUAUUCAUGCAUAGAAUUUAACACUUUGUGUUCUCUUGUAGUUUUGGAACUAUUUGAGAUGUGUCAAAAUAUAGUGUUGAAAAUUUUUAAAAAUAUUGUUUAGAAAAUCAACCUAAAUUAUCAGAAAUCUAACCAAGUAAAAUCCUAGACUUAAAAAAGUAAAAAAGAAAGAAUAAAAAAAAUAUACCAACAAUAGUAGCCUCAUCUAAAAUGCCACAGAAAAUAAUUUGACCACUUUGUUUAGAAUGAGGGGGGUAUUAUUUUAACGCAUUGACAUUGUUUGAUUUUUGUUUUAAAACGGUAAAUUUUCCAUAUUUUUAUUUUUCAGAAAAUAAAACUUGGGAAUAUU
Molecule: messenger RNA, 2235 nt
Organism: Saccostrea echinata
Lineage: Eukaryota; Metazoa; Mollusca; Bivalvia; Ostreida; Ostreidae
Product: heat shock 70 kDa protein 12B-like
Exons: 5
Coding region: 14-1783 (589 amino acids)
Molecular function (GO): ATP binding; ATP-dependent protein folding chaperone
Source: RefSeq, a predicted model, not a curated record